Molecule: messenger RNA, 390 nt
Organism: Hordeum vulgare subsp. vulgare (domesticated barley)
Lineage: Eukaryota; Viridiplantae; Streptophyta; Magnoliopsida; Poales; Poaceae
Exons: 3
Coding region: 34-390 (118 amino acids)
Cellular component (GO): MICOS complex; mitochondrial inner membrane; mitochondrion
Molecular function (GO): protein binding
Source: RefSeq, a predicted model, not a curated record
GAGAAACCCUCGUUCCUUCCUAUCCUCCCUCCCAUGGCGGGGUCGUCCGAGAACGCCGCCGCGGCGCCCGCGCCCGCGCCACCUGCCGCUCCAGCCCCGGCCACAGUCCCGUCGUCGGCGCCGAAGACGUCCCCGCCUGCCAGCUCCGGGAUCCCGCCGCUGUACGACCUGGACGCCAAGUGGGACGCCUGCCUCGACCUCUCCAUCCGCCACGUCGCCUACUCUUCCCUCGCCGGCGCCUUCGGGGGCCUCAUCCUCUUCCGUUUGCCCUUUAUCAUGCCUUACCCUUGUAUGGCCAAGAUCCAGGACAAGGAGGGCAUCCCACCGGACCAGCAGUGUCUCAUCUUCGCUGGCAAGCAGCUUGAGGAUGCAUGGGUGCACUCUGGCUGA